UUUAAACUAAACCCUCUUUGAAAGAACAAAAAUACUUGAGAAAGAGCGCGACGACGUUACUUCGCUUCGUGACUUCAUCACCCAACGAAACCAGGGUUUUUCCGUUAGGGUUUUGUUUUCGUUUCGCACUCUUCCAUUGUAAGACAAGCUGCAAAUAUCGCGUUUUCCUCUUCGUCGCAUUCAUCGAAAUUCACAGUUGAACUAUGGCUGAUUUAGACGAUUGGCUUCUGGAGGCUGCUGGGGUAAACAGACAUUCUCCCCCGACUAGGAGGGAUGGAGAGCCUUUGGAUGGUGGGAGUGAUUCUGAUUCGGAUUCCGAUUCUGAUGAUGAGCGUGAUUAUCGGGAGAGAAAGUCGUCUCAGGUUCCUCUCAAGAAGAGAGGGAGAGAAGAUGAUAGUGAUGAUGAUGUUGAAGAUGGUCGUUCUGUGCGUGAGGGGGACAGCAGUGAUGACUCUGAUGUUGGUGAUGAUCUUUAUAAGGAUGAGGAUGAUAGACAGAAACUUUCUGAGAUGACUGAACUUCAAAGAGAGAUGAUUUUGUCGGAAAGGGCUAAUAAGAAAGAUGAUAAGGAUUUUUUGGGUAAGAUGGCAUUGAAGCGCGAGAAGGGGAAGACGGCAACUGUAUCUAGAAGAGAGUCUCCGCCUCUUCCGUCUUCUCGUGUGCGGUCAUCUGCCAGAUCUGCUGAUAGGUCGGCUGCCAAGGACAGUGCGUUAAAUGAACUGCGUGCUAAAAGGUUGAAACAGCAAGAUUCAGAUGUGAAACAUAAGGUGAAAGAGGGGUCUAAAAGUGCGGGAACGGGGAUUUAUUCGCAGAAAAGGAGACCUAAUUUCAGUGGUUCAAGCCGUAGCGGAAGUGAGAGUAGGUCUCAUAGUGAUGAUGAAGAUUCGGAUGGAGAUGGAGGGAUUAUUGACAGCGAUGAUGAUGAUAAGAUAACUUCUGAAAAGCCUUCUUUUGAAGACAUACAGGAAAUCACCAUUCGAAGGUCAAAACUUGCAAAAUGGUUGAUGGAACCAUUUUUUGAGGAGUUAAUUGUAGGUUGUUUGGUAAGGGUUGGUAUUGGUAGGUCAAAGAAUGGGCCUAUCUACAGACUCUGCGUUGUGAAAAAUGUGGAUGCAUCAGAUCCAGACCGGGUGUAUAAAUUAGAUAACAAAACCACAUACAAGUACUUGAAUAUUGUAUGGGGAAAUGAUUCUUCUGCUGCUAGGUGGCAAAUGGCUAUGAUUAGCGAUUCUCCACCGCUUGAGGAGGAGUUUAAACAGUGGGUUAAGGAAGUAGAGCGUAGUGGUGGCCGGAUGCUGACAAAGCUAGAUGUGUCUGAAAAAAAGCAAGCCAUUCAGAAGAUCAAUAGUUUUGUUUACUCAGCAGCUACUGUGAAGCAGAUGUUAGAAGAAAAAAAAUCUACCUCGUGGAAGCCUUCAAAUGUCGCAGCCGAGAAGGACCGGUUGAGAACAGAGUUGGAAAUAGCACAAAGCAAGAAUGAUGCAGCCAGAGCAGAUAAGAUCAGAACAAGACUACAAGAAUUGGAAGAUUCACGGAAAGCUGAGGAGAAGGAUGCCAAGGCUUUGAGGCUUUCUGAGAUGAACAGAAAGAACAGGUUUGAGAACUUCAAAAAUGCAUCUGAAUUGAGGCCAGUAAAUAAAGCUUUGAAAGCAGGGGAGGCAGGUUAUGAUCCCUUUUCAAGGAGAUGGACUAGAUCAAGGAACUACUAUAAUUCAAAACAGGCUGAAGAGGCUGCAGCUGCAAAUAAUAGUUCUGGUGAUGCAGUUGGUGAUAGAGGCAGCAAUGGGACGGGAGCAGGCAUGGUGGCCACUGCUGAAGCUUUGGAAGCUGCUGCUGAUGCUGGAAAGUUAAUCGACACGAGGGCUCCAGUGGACCAGGGGACGGAGUCAAAUGUACUGCACGAUUUUGAGCUGCCAAUAUCAUUAGCCAUACUACAAAAGUUUGGUGGAGCACAAGGAGUUCAGGCAGGGUUUAUGGCAAAAAAACAGAGGAUUGAAGGAAUUGUUGGAUUUCGAGUCCCAGAAAACGAUGGAAGGAGUCAUCAGUUGACAUUAACAGUUAGUGAUUACAAAAGAAGAAGAGGGAUUUUUUAAAAUUUGUUGAAGUGACAAUUUUUCUUUAGGUUCACUCUUUUCAAGGCAAAAGUUGGUUUGUAUUUUCUGCAGGUUUUGAAACUGAUCAUAGAGUUUUCAAUCUGUGACAAACUCUUAGGAUUCAAGUUUAGAUUUGUAGUUUGCUAAAAGAGCAUGUCUAGACAACCCUAUUACCAUGGACAACAUCAAAGUUUUGCUGUAAAAAUAAUUUUAUAUUUCGAGACAUAGACAUUCCCGUUUUUUUUAUUAUUUAAGUUGCAUGAAACAUUUCUGUCAAAAAAAAAAAGUUGCAUGAAACAUUUCAAUUCAUUGCAAAGUAAAGAAGUAUCAAGACUUGGAAGUAUACUGCAUAUUAGCUGUAUUCAUUCAUUAUGAUGAGAAAAUUCAGACGGUAGGUUGAAGGUUUUAAAGGCUCAACCUGAUAAUUUUGUAUGAUUCAGGUUUUGGAAAUUAGAUAUAGGCUCAAUGUGACAAUGUUUUAGGUGAGAACACUCUCAACUAUGUAUGUAUAUGAGUUGGGUUCCAAACCUCACCCGAGUCUAGAGUCGAUACGACUUGGAUCAACUUACAGUUGAAUUUGUGUCUGUGCAUCAGUAAUGAGAGUUAAUUUUUAACCGUCUUUGACUUUAUACUUUUUCUUAAUUUGGAUCCUUUAUCUCUUAAAAACUUUACAAUAUUUUCUUCAUUUUUUUGGAUGAAAAAACCGCUAAUGUGCCUAUAAAAAAACAUUGAAGCGACAAGUCUAG
Molecule: messenger RNA, 2839 nt
Organism: Vicia villosa (hairy vetch)
Lineage: Eukaryota; Viridiplantae; Streptophyta; Magnoliopsida; Fabales; Fabaceae
Product: protein RTF1 homolog
Exons: 2
Coding region: 204-2093 (629 amino acids)
Cellular component (GO): Cdc73/Paf1 complex
Molecular function (GO): RNA polymerase II C-terminal domain phosphoserine binding; DNA binding
Source: RefSeq, a predicted model, not a curated record